AUGGCUGACCAAGUCUUCGAUAUCAUCCGACAGAUGCCAUACCAUUAUUUGUUCACCGGAACUCUGCUCGUCUGUUUCUUAGCAGCCAAUGCCAAAUCUUUGCCACUAGCCCAUACGUUACGACUGGCCCCUUCGUUAUAUAGACUAUUGAGGGCAAAGUUUGGGUCGAAACGCAGUAAAAGCGCAUCGGCGCGUCAAGCAACCUCUACAACGACAACAUCCUAUGCUGCACAGCCCGCUCUGUUCAAGCAUUGCACCUUACAAUCUCGGGCCAUCGCAUUCGAUCUGGACAUAAACAUUCACAAGUCGAACAGCACGUUUUUCGCAGACGCCGACAUCAACCGCGCCGAGCUCAUAACGAGUCUUUUGAGUCAAGCGUUGGCGAAUCUUGGAUCGCCUGCCUUCAUUUUGGCCGGGGUGCAAUGCAAGUUCCAAAGGGAGAUCCGCCCCUACCAAAGCUAUGUCGUGUCGUCGCGCAUCCUGGCUUGGAGCGACAAGGCCAUGUACGUAGUCACCUACUUCACAAAGCCUGGCACGAAGCUUGCGAGGGAGUUGGACCUGCUGGGUGGACCUGAAGCCCUGGCCAAGGACAGCCAGGUGCGCAAGAUCCUUUUUGGGACAAUGGUCUCAAAGUAUGUCUUCAAGGCGGGAAGGGCUACCGUGGCGCCCGAGCACGUCUUUCAAGAAGCAGGUUUGCUCAUCGAGGCUGACAGCUUGGCAGAUAUAUGA
This is a messenger RNA of Pyrenophora tritici-repentis Pt-1C-BFP, 729 nucleotides long. Its product is annotated as 4HBT-2 domain containing protein. NCBI's taxonomy places the organism in Eukaryota, Fungi, Ascomycota, Dothideomycetes, Pleosporales, Pleosporaceae. The record is from RefSeq and is a predicted model, not a curated record.